This is a messenger RNA of Plasmodium vinckei vinckei, 1563 nucleotides long. RefSeq names its product conserved Plasmodium protein, unknown function. The record is from RefSeq and is a predicted model, not a curated record. Bases 1 to 1563 code for a protein of 520 amino acids. The transcript has a single exon. Lineage: Eukaryota; Apicomplexa; Aconoidasida; Haemosporida; Plasmodiidae.
AUGGGGAGGAAUAAGAAUAUGGUAGGUGCUGUAAAAUGCAUAAACAGUUUCGGAAGGAAAAUAAAACGGUAUAAAACGUUAGUUAUAGGAUACUAUAAAGACAAUACUCCAUUUGAAAAUCAACAAUAUGGGGUACCUUUAAAAUAUUACAGACAUAAAUAUAUGAAAUCUAUUCAAGAGCAAAAAAAAUGUUCCGAAUUAAUAACAGAAUUAAAUAAAAGAUGGAAUAGUCAAUUAGCUAACAAUGAAUAUUGUACAAUAUUACAGUCCAUUAAAAAGUCGCUAUAUUUUAAUCCUCUAAAUGUGACAAGCUUAUUUAAUUUGGUUUAUUUUUAUGAUAAGAUAAUUAAAAAUAGUAAAAUUUCUUAUUUCUAUUCAUUAAUUUUUCACACUUUAUUAAUGAGAGUUUUAAGAAAGUUUUUUUACAAAGUGAAAUAUACAGAAAUAGUUAAAGAGAGAAAAAAAAGUAAUGAUUUAUUUUUUAGGUAUAUAUAUUAUGUUGCUCAUAGAAAUGAUAUAGAAGACAAAUUUUCCAACACAUUAAUAAAAAGAUUAUCAAAUAAAUGGGAAAAUAUUCCAUACAUAAAUUGUAAAGUUACAUAUUUAUUAUUAUUAGAAAAUAUAUAUAUAUUAUAUUUAAAUAAUUAUAAAUUAUUUUACAUGAAUAAUGUAAUACAUUAUGCUAAUCUUAUGAUAAAAUUAUUACAAUUAAAUAAAAUAAAAAAUUAUAUGAAAAAAAACUAUUUUUUUUUACAUGCCAAUUUGUACAUAACAAAAGCAAGUUGCUUUUUGAUGGUCAAUCCUAAUCAUGUUGUAAAAGAUUAUUUAUUUCAAAAUAAUAGACAAGUUAAAAAAAUAACAGAAUGUAGAAAUGGUGAUAUAAAAAUAAUAAAUAAACAAGAUAUUGAAGACUUGCUAAAUAUACAAAAUAUUAAUAAUUGUAAUACUUGGGAUGAACAAAAAAAUGACAAUUUAAUGUACGAAAAGCGAUUUUUAUCAUAUAUAUUAAAUGAAGAAAUUAUAGCUAAAAAAGUUGAAAAUAUGAACGACUAUUUUAUUUAUGACCAUGUUAAUAUAAAAUGUGUAUUAAAAAAAAUUAAUGAAUGUAUUAAUUAUUGCUUACAAAAUCGGUUGUAUAAAUUUUUAGAAGAUUUUUUAUUAUGGAGAGCUCGAAUAUUUUAUCAUUUAAACUUUUUUUAUGAAUGUUUAUCCGAUUCAUCAAAAGCCUCUUUAUUAAAUAUAUAUUCUAAGGCAUCCUUUACAGACAUAGACGAUUUAUAUUCAUGCUAUAAUAUGAGAACAUUAUGUUUAAAACAUUUAAACAUUUUGCACACAACUGAUUUGUAUAUAGCUAUUUCUUUAAAAAAUGUAAAUAGCGAAAUUCUAAAUUUAAAAAAAAAAAAAAUGAACAUGCUAGCUAACCAAAAAAAAGACAAAAAUCAAAAAACCGAAAAACUAAUAAAUGAAAGAAAACACACAUAUUCAUGGCAUCGAUCUUUUGAAGAUCAAAAUAUUAUGAAUUUUAUGAAGGAAAACAAAAAAAAAAUACCAUUUAUAUUUUAA